AUACCUAUUCGUGUAUUGUUUUUACAGAAUGCUGGUGCAAAGACGCAACAGAUUCAUGGGGCGGCCCACUAGGGUACCGUGUGAUGGCGACCUUGGGUCUGCUGUCAGUCAUAUCUGGUCUUCUCAUAUGUGUCUUCGUGCCGUAUUUCAUGAGACCGAUUGUGUUCGGAGUUCUUUGUGGUCUUGGUUCUUCUCUUAUCUCCUCUCAAGUUGAUGCCAUUAUCUUUGAAACGUAUGAUUCUAAUUUGGGAAUCGUUCGUGGACUGUGCUUUGCUGGACAAGCUAUAGGACAGGCAUUUUUUCCUCAUAUACUUACCGUUAUAAUUGAUCACUUUGGAUACUCAUAUUCACACAUGAUAUUAGCUGGCAUAAUGCUACAAACAUUACCAGCCAUUAUGCUGUUAAGGGUCAAUGUCGCUAUAAAAAGAUCAGCAUCUUAUUCAAGAUAUAGUGAUAAAACCUACGCAUUAUUUAAUAAUGAAGGCGCAAAGGGCUACAACAAUGAGAUACAAUUGUAUGACUUAAGUAAAAAAUGUUGGAAAAGUCCAUCUGGUGAUAAUUUGCAUAGACAAGAAGGUGACAAUGAAUGUUUUGAAGAUUUCGAUUUAAAUUCCACAGUUACCCCACCACCAAGUCCUGAAGAGAAGCGAAGAAAUAUAUUCGGUGUCGAGAUACUUCCUGAAAUACCAGAAGAGAGUGAAGAAAGCGAUGAAGAGAUUGAGGAAGAAACAGAAAACGAUAAAAGUAGAAAACGUUUUAGCAUGGCUAUUAAGAGACUGAGUACUAUAGGGGAUAGUUUUGAUGAAUAUAUAAAUAAGCAGAUAAGACGAGACUCCGAGCAAACAGAUGGUUAUGAUGGUAAAGAAUACUCUGAGAUAGAAGUAACCUAUGAAACGAUUUCUCCAAUAACAGCUGUUGAAAGAGAAAAGGUGUUUAAUUCGUUUGGUUUCCGUUGUCAGUCAGCUUACGCUAGUUUGAGGAGAAGAAUGAGAAUGCCUUCAUAUAAAGUAUACAGAUUAAGACGACGAUUAAUGUAUUUAAUGUAUAAUAUAAAUGAUACGUUUAUUAAACCUCUCACAAGGUCGUUAUCAUGUUGGCGUUUCUAUCCUGCAUUGAUGAUAUGUUUUUCUAAACUCGUUUUAUCGGCAGUAUUUCUUGUAUUAUUGCCAAUGAUUGCAACACAGAUUAAACCAGCAAUAUCAAUGACGGAAACAAAUUUCUUGAUUUCUCUACAUGGCUUCACAUGGAUAUGCUUUUUACUGUGCACUCCGUGGUUAGCGCAAACACCAAAGCGCAAUUUCAAAUAUGUAUCUGUGAUUGGUUUGUUGAUUGGAACUGCAGCAUCAUUUUUAUUGGCUGAAGCAAAUACUCAUGACUCUUUCUCAAUUGCGUGUGUGGUAGCUGGAAUGGGCUACGGUGCCGUAUCAUCAUGUUGGGAAACAUCAGCGCAAGAUUUUGUUGGGACACGUAAAUGGCCAAAAUUUCAUAGUACUUUAGAAACCCUUUCUUCUACUCUCCUAGUCAUAUUCGUAUUUGGCCUUAGUUACGUCGUAGAUAGUGAAAAUGGUUUGCAAACCUCCAUGUUCAUUUUAGGCAUUAUACUUGCUAUAAUAACUUUUGUGUGGUUAGUAAUAUCUUUGGUAUCAUUAUAUUUUACUAAAAUGAGAUCUCUUAAAUUUGGUAGACCUUGGAUGUAUUAAAAUAUCAAUAAUAUAAACAAUUAGGUAGAAAAUUUAAAUUUGGCGCAAACUGAUUGUGACUGCGUGGAAACGGACAAUGUAUGGAGUUUCUUUAUUUGUAAUAUGCACACAUUACUUGUAGGUUAUAAGUAAAGCACUUAAAAACCAAUUUUGAACUAAACUAUAAAAAAAAUCGAGAUUAUAGAAGAAUUUUUUUUGGCGAUUGUGUGUAUGUAAUUGUUGUACAUACUUAUUUUAUUGGAAUACAUAUUGUGAUAAGUAGGUAGAUAUAUUAUCACUGUAAAUUGACACAAUAAAUUAUUAUUUUUUACUACUUAUUUCGUUUCUUAAUUUCUAUUGACUUUAUUAUCGUUUUGAUUGUUGCAUAUUGUUAGUCCAGUAAAAUUCUUAAAGUACCUAACUAAAAUUAUUUAAUAUGAAUCCAUUUUAAAAAAUCAUUAUUUUGUCUGUAUGGUUUUCAAUGCCAUCCAUUUUCUGGAAGCUUCCAGGCCACUAUCAACUAUUUAAUUAUUUUAACUUUAAAAAAUCUAUCUUCUAAAUCCAAAUUUAUAGGG
This is a messenger RNA of Diatraea saccharalis (sugarcane borer), 2254 nucleotides long. The record is from the annotation of a GenBank genome assembly. Lineage: Eukaryota; Metazoa; Arthropoda; Insecta; Lepidoptera; Crambidae.